AUGAAAAAAAUCGAUCUUCUAUUAGCUACACGUUAUAAUAACAUUGGAUACAUAUAUCAUAAACUUGGCAAUGCCGAACGAGCAUUAAACUAUAUUCAAAAAGCAUUAGAUUACACAAAAUCUCUUCCAUCAAAUAUUCCGAUAAUAUCAAGAAUUUUUUGUAAUCUAGCAAUGAUUUAUGAACAAUGUGCAGAUUAUUUCAAAUCAGAAGAAUAUUGGAAAAAAGGUCUUGAAUAUCAUCUUAAAUCAAUGCCAAAUAAUACAGAUACAACUGCUUAUCUCUUUCAAGCUGUUGCACUUAAUUUAACGGAUCAUAAAAAAUAUGACAAAUCAAUUGAAUAUCUUAAAAGAUCAUUGACAAUAUGUAAAAAUCAAGGACAACACGCAUUAUGUUGUUGUUAUAAAAAUUUAGCUAUUGCCUAUCAUAGUCUACAAAAUUUUCCGCAAACUACAGAAUAUUUACAAAAAGCAAUCGAUAUUACACAAAAUCUAUCAAACGUUGAUCUAAGUACUAUGUAUAUCGAUAGUGGUAAUAACUACUAUCAAGCUAAAAAUUAUGAACAAGCACUAGUUUCAUAUGGUAAAGCAUUGAAAUGUUCACAAUCGUCAUCCAUACUUUCGAUACAUGUGAAGAUUUUUAUAAUUUAUACAAUACAAAAUGAAUCGAAUCGUGCAUUGAAAUAUUAUGAACUUAAUAUACAAUCACAUAUGAUAAAAAUAAAUUUAAAUGAUCAUAUUGUAAUUUAUUAUUAUAUUGGAAUGAACUAUUAUGAUCUAAAAGAUAAUGAUCAAGCAUUAAAAUAUCUUAAAAUGACACAAGAAUUAAUUUUAUCGAAUGAAUCAAAUCUAUCAUUGAAUUCAUUUUUAAUAGAUAUAUUGAAAAAAAUUGCAUCUAUUUUUGUUAAACGGAAUCAAUGGUCUGAAGCAGCUGCUUUUUAUACGAAAUUAUUAGAAUAUCAACCAACAGCAGAAACUUACAUGAACAUUGGUUUAAUGGAUAUUAAGCGAGAAAAUAUUCAAAAUGCGCUAGAAAAUCUUAAGAAAGCAUUUGAAUUAGCAAAAGCUGCUAAUGAUUUAUCAACACUGACUAUUGUGACACGAUACAUUGAUUCAUUUAAAUAA
Molecule: messenger RNA, 1122 nt
Organism: Rotaria sp. Silwood2
Lineage: Eukaryota; Metazoa; Rotifera; Eurotatoria; Philodinida; Philodinidae
Source: the annotation of a GenBank genome assembly